AUGAGAGCAGUGGUCUUCAAAGGCCCUUUCCAAGUCGAUGUCGUCACCAAGCCAGUACCACAGAUUCGCGAACCCACCGAUGCAAUCCUAAAGGUCUCCUCGACAGCUCUCUGUGGCAGCGACCUGCACUACUACCGGGGCCAUCAAAAGUCUACGCCGGGAUUUGUCUGCGGGCACGAGACAGUUGGACACAUCGUUGCGCUGGGCGCAUCAGUCGAGGGCUUCCAGAUCGGCGACCAUGUUGUGGUUCCCUUCUCUACUGCCUGCGGUGACUGCUUCUACUGCAACCAAGGGCAAUCCAGCCGGUGCUCCAAUGGGGUCCUCUUCGGCUGCGUCACGCCGACCUUGACUGUUGACGGAGGACAAGCCGAGUUCAUCCGCGUCCCGCAUGCCGCAUCGUCGUUGAUGAGAGCCCCAGCCUCGAUCCCAGAAGACAUGCUCGUCCUGAUGGCGGACGAUCUGCCCCAAACACAGGAAGACCCUGUGGCUGUGGUACUCGGCUGUGGGCCUGUCGGUAUCUGCGCUAUAGCCUCGGCCAUCUACCUCACGCGCGGUAAAGCCAAGAUAUUUGCCGUGGACUCGGUGCUAGAACGUCUGCGGGAGGCCGAGAAACUAGGCGCUGUGCCCAUCAACCUAUCGGAUGAUCCUGUCCAGAAAGUCAAGGACGCGUCGUCUGGCCGCGGUGCAGAUGUUGUGAUGGAGGCUGUCGGCCAUACAGAUGCUCUCGAGCUCGCUUUUGACUUGAUCCGGCCUUUCGGCAAGAUCUCUAGUGUUGGAGUUCACAACGAACAGAUCAGUUUUCCCGGGUUUGCUUUGUACUCCAAGAACGUCACAAUGGCGUUUGGACGGUGUCCCGUACGUAGUCUGGUUGAAGAAACCACACCGGUGUUGGCAAAGCUGAAGCACCACCUAGCUUUCCUCUGUCAGGACAAGAUCACUCUUGAGCGGGCUCCCGAGGCUUUCGAGUUGUUUGAAACCCAGAAGGCACACAAGUUUCUUUUCAAGAUAUGA
Messenger RNA from Ilyonectria robusta, 1011 nucleotides. Its product is annotated as chaperonin 10-like protein. NCBI's taxonomy places the organism in Eukaryota, Fungi, Ascomycota, Sordariomycetes, Hypocreales, Nectriaceae. Gene Ontology annotation, molecular function: zinc ion binding; oxidoreductase activity. The coding region runs from base 1 to 1011 and encodes 336 amino acids. The transcript is spliced from 3 exons. The record is from RefSeq and is a predicted model, not a curated record.